This is a messenger RNA of Emys orbicularis (European pond turtle), 3679 nucleotides long. It is a transcript of the gene MXI1, whose product is annotated as MAX interactor 1, dimerization protein. Gene Ontology annotation, molecular function: protein dimerization activity; RNA polymerase II cis-regulatory region sequence-specific DNA binding; DNA-binding transcription factor activity, RNA polymerase II-specific. The record is from RefSeq and is a predicted model, not a curated record. NCBI's taxonomy places the organism in Eukaryota, Metazoa, Chordata, Testudines, Emydidae. Bases 188 to 1030 code for a protein of 280 amino acids. The transcript is spliced from 6 exons. Gene Ontology annotation, biological process: regulation of transcription by RNA polymerase II.
UCCAUUCCCCUUUAUUGUUUAGAACUCAACUAGCACUAGGACCACAGCGGAGUCUCGAAGUCAGGAGAUCCCUUGAUUCAUUCAAUCUCUCUUUCUCUCUCACACACACACAAACUGCAACAAGGGCAGAGGAACAAGAGAAGUCGGGGAAAGAGCUUUAAAUUGUAAAGUUUGAAUUUCCAAAGCAAUGGGGAAACGUGGCCGGCCGAGGAAAGAACUGAAAUGCCAGGGUGAUGUAUUGGAUCCUUUAGGUCCGCAGCAAGAAAUGCCAGCAGCAGAUAUGUCCAGGUGCCCAUUCAGUGACAUUUUCAACAGUAGUGGGGACUCCAUGGAAAAGAUCAACACUUUCCUGCAGAAUGUGCAGAUCUUGCUAGAAGCGGCCAGCUACUUGGAGAAAAUCGAGAAGGAGAAUAAAAAGUGUGAGCAUGGCUAUGCCUCGACCUUCCCCUUGUUACCAAGCCCUGGACUGCAGGAUCCAAAGCCAAUGCGGAGGCUGAGCCGGGUGAGGAAACACAGCAGCGGGGGCAGCAGUACAAGCACUGCCAACAGGUCUACACACAACGAACUAGAGAAGAACCGACGUGCUCACCUACGCCUGUGCUUAGAACGUUUAAAGGUUCUGAUACCACUAGGACCAGACUGCACCCGGCACACAACGCUUGGGCUGCUUAACAAAGCCAAAGCACACAUCAAGAAACUUGAGGAGGCCGAGAGGAGAAGCCAACACCAGCUUGAAAACCUGGAACGAGAACAAAGAUUCUUAAAGAGAAGGCUGGAACAACUGCAGGGUCCUCAGGAGAUAGAACGAAUACGAAUGGACAGCAUUGGCUCAACCAUUUCCUCUGAUCGCUCGGAUUCAGAGCGAGAGGAGAUUGAAGUGGAUGUUGAAAGCACAGAGUUCUCCCAUGGAGAAGUGGACGAUAUCAGCACAACCAGCAUCAGUGACAUUGAUGAUCACAGCAGCUUGCAGAGUAUUGGGAGUGACGAGGGUUAUUCCAGCGCCAGCGUCAAACUCUCGUUCGCUUCCUAGAACAAAGUGAGACAUCAGUGCAGGGCGGAUUAUUCCACUGGAGUAAUCUGAGUUCAGACUGGGUUCUAGAUGCAGUAUCCUCUUUUAGAAAUGACACGUCAACAGCUAGACCCGAACAGACCUAUAUAUAUGUACCCCCUUGGGCAAUAGGAGGCCUCCAUAGGAACCCAUGUAUGUCCAUUGGGUCAUGUUGCAAAAUCCUGGUUUUCCCCUAGUGUAGUGAGACUGAACCCUGGUCCUUCUGAAGUCAGUGACAAAACUCCAUUUGGCUUCAGUGAGACCUGGAUUUGGCCCUUACAUGAUGAAUUACUUUGCUUUGAUUUUGUUUAUUUGAAAGAGGAUACUGGAGAUUCAUCUCUCUCUCUCUCUCUCUCUCUCUCUCUCUCUCUCUCUCUCUCUCUCUCUCUCAAUUUGUCAUGAGAUCUGAGAAAUGUCCAGUUUUUCUCAGACUGCAUUCAGAUAGAACAACUCGGUUUAGACCCUUCUGGAACUUUCCUGGUCCUGAAAUGACUCUGUCCUAAUAUUUGAUCACCAUCAGGCAUUCUAGUAACAUAGCAGGAAGUCACAGCAGCUUGGCCAUGAAGACGUAUCACACAACCUAUGAAUAAUAAUAGGUGUUCAGUUCAUGCCCAGAGAGAGAGGCAACAGUGAAGAUUGUUCAGGAGAAAUCACCAUUCAGCUCAACGUUCUAUUGGACAUCAUUUAAAGCAAGUACCUCUAUCACACUGCUAGCACUAGGGUACUAAACUGUAAUCCACCAGCACGUGGCGGGCUGCAUUGUGGAGUCCAACAGCAGUGCUCCCCUGGAGAGAGAGCGAGACAGACAGACACACACACACACACUCUUGAGGACAGAAAGAAACCAGCGUGUGGAAAGUCAUGCCCAGAUACUGAGCCACUAUGACCUUUUUUAUUUAAAGAUCUUUUGAUAAACGUUUGUAAAUGUGUUGGGAGUCUCCAAAUGUGACAUGUCUUUUUAGAGCUUGUCCAUAUGAAAUCUUCGAUGUCUUUUAUAAUGGAUUAACGCCACUGAAAAGGUAUCUGGUUUGAUGCAGCACUUGACCUGAUGAAACACACGAAUGCUCUUUGCCGUGCACAAAACAAACACGGUCUGUGCUGGCUUGGAAAGGUCAGGGUUGCUGGGUUUUUUGGUUUCCCUUUUUUUUUUUUAGUCAUUCCCCUUGCAAACUUUGAAGGCACCUGAUCCCCUACAGUAGUCACAAUUCAAUAGUUAACAUAGUUAAGCUCAGCACUUGUCUCAUCUUAAUGUAACAUUUGCCCUGCGCACAUCCCAGUGCGUAUCCGCUAUCUCACCUGUGCAGGUGCUGUUGCUAUUGAGAGCUAUUGUAUCGAAUAUUUUAUAAUUUUCUUGGAGGUGAGAUUUCUAACCUGCACUUUGAGGGCUUUGCUUUCUUGUUUUGUCUUUUUUGUUUUUCAAGUUAAAAACCUUCUUACAGAGACCUCACCAAUGGCAUUGUUUGAAAUUUUGUAUACCUUUAAGUAAUUUAACUACCCCCGCAUUACUAAGGAAAAAAAUAAAAGGAAAAAAUGCUUUAUAAAAUUCGUAACUUAUUGCUGAUUUGAAUGGGUUGUUAAUUUCAGUCCUGUUGAUUUUAUUUUAUUGUUUUUAGGUAGGGCUGGGCCAAAAAAAAAAAAGAAGACAACCUUAUUUAGCAGUGGAAUUGUGUUUAUAUGUUAGAAUAUGGUCCCACAUUAAAGUAGCACUUUAACACCAUUAAACAUUUCUGAAUCUGAAAUGAAUUGUGUUCCUCAGUCUUGGUUGCUCAUAUGACUUUAGCAUACACAUGUUCUUUCUUGUGCCUGGAGGGGAAAAAAGUGUAUUCCCCUUUAAUCCCAUGAUAAGAAGAUCCUGAAUCAUUCUAAUGUAGAUUUUUGUCUAAUUUCUGUAAAUUGCAUGUGUUUGAACAUUCCUAUGUUACCAAAUCCCCCCUGUGAUAUGAUGUCAUACAGUAUGAGACACACAAUCCCUUCUUCAUGGAGUGGAGGAAUAAUCUUUCCAUGCUUUGAUGGCUGUCCUCAGCAGCGAUACAAACCGGCCAGUUAAUGGAGUUAUUCCUUUAGCUGAAUUGGUUGGAGCUUCUUUGUUUUAUUUUCAGGCUGCAUAUCAUGGAAUUGAUCCUCGAUAACAAUUCUAGAACCUGUAUGUAGGCAGCUAUGGAUUGUUACAUGUAUUUAUCAGCUUAAGUCAAUGGGGCUACUCACAUUAGUAAGAAGAAAUCAAGUGAGUAAAGAUUGAAGGAUCACGUGUGAACUGAUAAUCAUUGACUGAGCCCCCACAACUACCAAUUUUUGCCCAUACUAGAAUGAUCAACAGCUGGAAUUUAUAUCUGACACUGUUCAAAUGAGCUCUGAUAGCCACCAUUUUGUGGCAGUCUCACUGCAGCAAUGAAAUGGUGGAAAAGAACAGAGGCUGAUCUUCGGUUACUGUCGAUGGAAUCUUGUGGUGUUCAGCUUCUCUAGAGAUGAGUCCCACCAUUCACGAUCACUAGGGAACUCCAGCCAUCCUGGACAACCUCACCUUCUGGUUCUUCCUCUUUGGCUGUGUAUUUUUUGGAUCAAAAAGUACACGUGGGCGAUGGUAAAAAGGUUGCUUGGCAAAAAAAAAAUCAAAUUUGAGAUAUAUAAAAG